Messenger RNA from Dothidotthia symphoricarpi CBS 119687, 2553 nucleotides. RefSeq names its product phospholipase-like protein PldA. Gene Ontology annotation, molecular function: D-type glycerophospholipase activity. NCBI's taxonomy places the organism in Eukaryota, Fungi, Ascomycota, Dothideomycetes, Pleosporales, Dothidotthiaceae. The transcript has 4 exons. Bases 1 to 2553 code for a protein of 850 amino acids. The record is from RefSeq and is a predicted model, not a curated record. Gene Ontology annotation, biological process: cell motility; intracellular signal transduction; phosphatidic acid biosynthetic process.
AUGUCGUCCAGUAAUGGUGGUGCGCCGAAGCGCAGCCUGAGGAACAAGCUAUUCCACCCUUUCAACCACAAAGCAAGCGAGAAGAUCGAAGAGAUACAGGAGAAGCUCGAGCAUACGAAGCUGGGCGACGCACAUAUCAAGGCUGUCCACGUCAAGAACAAGCUUGGAAAGUUUACUAAUCUGGUCAAUGCCAACCAUCGACAUGACGAAGAUCACGAGAAGGCAACGGAUGCGAAGCGGAGUCGCGUCGCAGAAAGCCACCGAUUCGAAUCUUUUGCGCCAGAGAGAGACGGCAAUCUGGUGAAGUGGUAUGUGGACGGAAGGGAUUACUUUUGGGCUGUUGCGGAAGCGUUGGAACAGGCGAAGGAGACCAUAUAUAUUGCUGACUGGUGGCUUUCUCCUGAAUUGUUCUUGAAACGGCCUCCCUUCUACAAUCAGAAGUCUCGAUUGGAUCAGAUUCUCAAACGUCGUGCGCAAGCUGGUGUCAAGAUCUAUAUCUCUGUAUACAAGGAGGUGAGCGCAGCACUCACUUGCAACAGUCAACACACCAAGAAAGCUCUAAUGAACGAUCUCUUCGAGAAAGAUGAGCCCGGCUAUGGUAACAUCCGUGUCAUGAGACAUCCUGAUCACAACGUCUUUGAAAAUGCCUCGGAUAUGACGUUCUACUGGGCACAUCACGAGAAGUUCAUUGUCAUCGACUAUGAUAUGGCGUUCAUCGGCGGAUUGGAUCUCUGUUACGGACGAUGGGACGAAAAGCAACAUCCACUUUCCGAUGUACAUCCCUCGGGAAUUCAGAACCAAAUCUUCCCAGGCCAGGACUUCAAUAACAACCGCAUUCUGGAUUUCGAGGGCGUUGAGGACUGGAGAUCCAACAAAUUGAACAAGCUCGAGUACGGCCGUAUGCCGUGGCACGAUGUCUCUAUGGGCAUCAUCGGUCCGGCUGUCUAUGACAUUGCGGAACAUUUCGCCUUGAGGUGGAACUUCGUAAAACGCGAGAAGUACAAGCGUGAUGAACGAUACGAUUGGCUUACUUUGGAAGGCCGGGAGGGCGAAGAUGAAGAUCUCAUUGGAGUACAGAGGCCGAAGUACCCCGUUGGAGACUACGUCCAUCACCCCCAGACUCCACUCAGAUCAAAGAACCUCGACAACCGUGGAACUGUCCAUGCGCAGAUCGUCAGAAGCAGUGCAGACUGGAGCAUGGGCAUUGAACCAGCGGAGCACAGCAUCCAGAACGCCUAUUGCGAAAUCAUUCGGAACGCCAAACACUACGUGUACAUUGAAAAUCAAUUCUUCAUCACAGCGACCGCUCAAGACGAUACUAACGCAGUACAUAACCAGAUAGGAGCCGCCAUUGUCGAUGCAGUUGUGGCGGCAGGGAAGGAGGGUCGCAACUUCCGAGUUAUCAUAGUGAUCCCAGCAGUUCCAGGCUUUGCAGGAGAUCUACGAGAAAAUGCAGCAGCCGGGACAAGGGCCAUCAUGGAUUACCAGUUCAAGAGCAUCUGUCGCGGUGAACACAGUAUCUUUGAGAAGGUCAAGGCCCAAGGCAUUGACCCGACCAAGCACAUCUUCGUCUUCAACCUCCGUUCGUACGAUCGUAUUAAUGUCACUGAUACGCUCAAGAAGCGUGAGGCGCAAUCCGGCAUGACGUAUAUGGAAUUGGAACAAGCCGAAAUCGAAGAACUAGAGGCAGAUCCUGAUGAGGGAGAGGAGGCACGUAAGCGUGCAGCCGAUUUGAGGGCGAAGUUCUCGAACCAGUCACAAGACGUUGGAAUGGGUGACCAGGGUGGAAUUCUUGAUCCCGACUCCAUCGCCGAUGAUGCCAUGCUCACGGACAAAAAGCCCAGCACUGAAGAGUGGGAAGGUGACCCAGAAGAGGAAAAAGAGCACUUUUUCCAAGAAGAAUUGUACAUCCACGCCAAACUCUGUAUCGUCGACGAGAAGUAUGUCAUCUGUGGCUCGUCCAAUAUCAACGAUCGAUCCCAGCUUGGUUUCCACGACUCAGAGUUGUCUGUCGUCCUACAGGACAAAGAUGAGAUUGAUAUCGAGCUAGAUGGCAAGCCCUACAAAGCGGCGCGCCUCGCGCACGAUCUUCGCAGCAAUCUAUGGCGGGAACACCUUGGCCUUCUCCCACCUCAAACUCUCGACGGAUCUGAAGACCCCAAUGCCCAACCCCCGGGUCACUCACCCAAUGACACCCUUCCAGGCCCCGAAGCCGAUUUUGUCUCCGAUCCGCUUUGCCCCAGACUCUGGGACGAGUGGUGUGAACGCGCAUCCACGAAUACCGAGGUUUUCCGGACUCUCUUUCAUGCCGACCCCGACGAUUGUAUCUUGACGUAUGAAGACUACGACUCGUUUACACCAAAUCCCAAGGCAGACAAGGACCAUAAACAGGGUCAUUUGUACGACAAGGUACGACCUGUCAAGGAGAUUCGAGCAGAGUUAGACCGUGUGAAGGGGCAUUUGGUUUGGAUGCAAUUGAAGUUCCUGGAAAACGCAGAUUUGGCGGAGAAGGGGCUGGCCGUCAAUUCGUUUACAGAGAGUAUCUACACUUGA